AUGCGCACCCCUGUGGUUCAUGCUGAUCACGGCUCGCGAAGUGACAGCGGCAUCGACGAAGACGAUGAGCGCCUCACCUUUCCUCGCGAUGAUUGGCCGCGCUUUACGUAUUACAUUCCUCGCGUGUUGGGAAACCGCAUUUUCGACGAUGAUAUCCUGUUUGCUGCGCAGCAGGCCAGCCGCAAGGUCGCACAGAGUAUUGGUGCUGGCCAGCUCGAUGGCCUGGUCGACGAGCUUGACUUAAACAUGGCUGUGCUUGACGUCGUUAUUCAGAUCAACGACGAGUUCCGCGACGAGUGCCGCGCUUCCCAUUGCCGGGUUACCAACACUGUUGAAGAGUGGCGUCAGUUGCUGCGGGAUGUGGCCAAGGUCGUGGUGGAAACUGCGAGACAGACUCUCGGACAUGCUCUCGGCGCCAGUGCCAGUGCCAGCGCCAUCGCGACCCUCGACCACUGGCACAAUGCCGCAGAAGCUCGCGAAGCGCUAAUCGUCACUUGCAUGGAACAGCUGUGGUCCCCGCGCGACACACUUGAGAAAGUCUCGUGUCCAGCACCGCGGAGCGCGGUUCUUCCUUUCAUCGAGCGAUACGGUCCCGGCGAGCUGGAGAAGGCCCAUCUCUGGUACAGUUGUGAUUACGACCCCGUAACCCACACGUUAACGAACUACACCGUGACCUGGGACGGCAUCCGUUCCCCCGCCACCCCAGAGCCCAUGGUACCGUGCCUUGAAGCAAUGCCUGAUCUGAGCUCGAGCGUCGAAUCGUUCCCGUCGUCGGGCUUCCCCUCACCUCAGAACAGCAACGACAAUGUCGAUGACGACCAUUCUGAGCAGAGUGUUGUGGUCAACCACAAGAUCGAGGAUGGCCAAAUUGGAUCCGCCCUCAACUCUUCCGCCGGCUCCAUCACCCACUAG
Messenger RNA from Cutaneotrichosporon oleaginosum, 912 nucleotides. RefSeq lists its product as uncharacterized. The record is from RefSeq and is a predicted model, not a curated record. Lineage: Eukaryota; Fungi; Basidiomycota; Tremellomycetes; Trichosporonales; Trichosporonaceae.